Pongo pygmaeus (Bornean orangutan) is the source of this 802-nucleotide messenger RNA. It is a transcript of the gene TAC3, whose product is annotated as tachykinin precursor 3. The record is from RefSeq and is a predicted model, not a curated record. The transcript has 7 exons. The coding region runs from base 149 to 514 and encodes 121 amino acids. Gene Ontology annotation, biological process: positive regulation of blood pressure; tachykinin receptor signaling pathway. NCBI's taxonomy places the organism in Eukaryota, Metazoa, Chordata, Mammalia, Primates, Hominidae.
AGCCUUCGUAGAUCCCCUCCACUCGAUUUCUCUCUUUGCAGCAGCACCGGCAGCACCAGUGUGUGAGGGGAGCAGGCAGCGCUCCCAGCCAGUUCCUUGAUCCUGCCAGACCACCCAGCCCCCGGCACAGAGCUGUUCCACAGGCACCAUGAGGAUCAUGCUGCUAUUCACAGCCAUCCUGGCCUUCAGCCUAGCUCAGAGCUUUGGGGCUGUCUGUAAGGAGCCACAGGAGGAGGUGGUUCCUGGCGGGGGCCGCAGCAAGAGGGAUCUGGAUCUCUACCAGCUGCUCCAGAGACUUUUCAAAAGCCAUUCAUCUCUGGAGGGAUUGCUCAAAGCCCUGAGCCAGGCUAGCACAGAUCCUAAGGAAUCAACAUCUCCCAAGAAACGUGACAUGCAUGACUUCUUUGUGGGACUUAUGGGCAAGAGGAGCAUCCAGCCAGACUCUCCUACUGAUGUGAAUCAAGAGAACAUCCCCAGCUUUGGCAUCCUCAAGUAUCCCCCAAGAGCAGAAUGAGUACUCCACUUCCGGACUCCUGGACUGCAUCAGGAAGACCUCUUUCCCUGUCCCAAUCCCCAGGUGCGCACGCUCAUGUUACCCUUUCUCUUCCCUGUUCUUGUAACAUUCUUGUGCUUUGACUCCUUCUCCAUCUUUUCUACCUGACCCUGGUGUGGAAACUGCAUAGUGAAUAUCCCCAAUCCCAAUGGGCAUUGACUGUAGAAUCCCCUAGUGUUCCUGUAGUGUCCUACAUUAAAAAUAUAAUGUCUCUCUACUCCUCAACAAUAAAGGAUUUUUGCAUAUGAA